Molecule: messenger RNA, 1190 nt
Organism: Ricinus communis (castor bean)
Lineage: Eukaryota; Viridiplantae; Streptophyta; Magnoliopsida; Malpighiales; Euphorbiaceae
Product: guanine nucleotide-binding protein subunit gamma 3-like
Exons: 5
Coding region: 532-1086 (184 amino acids)
Source: RefSeq, a predicted model, not a curated record
UCUUCUUCUUCUUCUUCUCUUUGUCGUUGCAAUAGAUUCAAAAAUGCAUAACAGUCUAAAUUUUGAAGGUUCUGUCUUCCCCAAGUUUGCUAAAAAUGCACAAAGGUCCACACAUGGUACCAAGAAACACUGUUGGGGCUAAAAAUUCCAAACUCCAAAGUCCAAGCCAACCAACCAAACAAACUAAACUUAAAACAGAAACCCAUUUCCACUUUCCUCUGUGCGCUAAUUGUCAGUCACGUGCGGUCUGCAACAAUGGCAGUAUCAUCGCACUUUUAUAAACCUCUGUCAAACCCACGUUCCAGUUUUUCACAUAAAAGACAACCCAAUAUAUAAAAUUUUUACUCUUCUUUAUUAGUACUUCACUCCCUUUAUUUAAUCCUCCUUUCUCUCCCACACGUACAAAACUACGAACAAUGCAGUUCACGUACUCAUCUUUGAUAUUAACAACAUAGCAGCACCAUUGUCUUUUUAAUUGACUUUUCUUUGGUCUUGUUCUUGUUGCGGUGCUGUUGUUUGAUUAGGAGAAAGAUGGAUGCUUUGUCGAAUUCUUGUUCUUCUUCUUCCUCUUCUUUUUCUGCUGUGUGCCCAAAGUCGCCGCCUGGCGUUUUAGAUUUGUAUGGGAAGAGAAGGCAGUUGGUUAAAGUACAAAUCUUGGAAAGAGAGAUUGGCUUGCUUCAGGAAGAAUUAAAAUCUGUGGAAGACCUUGAACCUGCUUCCAGAAGUUGCAAAGAGCUCAAUGACUUUAUUAUAGGGGCUAAAUCCGAUCCUCUUGUGUCAAUCAGGAAUGAGGAGACUCAUAAAUCCCAUCUCUGCUGGAAGAGUGCCCCAUGGAUUUGCGGCUUCAGUGGUUGCCAACCUCAUUUAAAAAUGGCAAAAUGCUGUGCCUGCUGUCCACUGAGUAACUCCCAGCUGAACUUAUGCAGCUGCACAGAAAAACCGGCCUGUCAACAUUGUUGCAAAUGUACAGGACUUUCAUGUCCGCGACUCAGUCACUGCUGUUUCAGUUCAUCCCUCUGUAAUUGUCCGAAGAUGAAUCUUUGCUGUAGUUGCUCAAACAACUGUUGUAAGUCAUGCUGUUUAUAAUCUUGCAUUUGCUUGUAUUUUUUUUCUUUUUCUUUCCUUUUCUCGAUCUGUGAUUUUAUUUAGUCUAAUUUUAAUAGUAAAUAGAGACAAAUUUUCUUUCCAUA